CAUGUCGGGAAUCAAAAAGAAUACUGGAAUAACCCCUGAUGUUGCUCUGAUUGGAGAGCCAAAUGUGGAGUACUAUGUUACCAAAUAUUUUGAUUAUGGUGAUUUUGUCUAUGAUAACGCGGUCACUUUCAUGAAAACCUCUAAAUACUUUGUCAAAAACUUAUUUUGAUUCAACUGGAGAUGAGCCUCAUGGCUCAUUAUUUUCUAUCAACUAGUGCUAUUCUUUUUCCAACAAGCGACCUGCAACGUU
This is a messenger RNA of Pichia membranifaciens NRRL Y-2026, 250 nucleotides long. RefSeq lists its product as hypothetical. Lineage: Eukaryota; Fungi; Ascomycota; Pichiomycetes; Pichiales; Pichiaceae. Gene Ontology annotation, cellular component: cytoplasm. The record is from RefSeq and is a predicted model, not a curated record. The annotation marks the transcript as partial. The transcript has a single exon.